Molecule: messenger RNA, 810 nt
Organism: Notodromas monacha
Lineage: Eukaryota; Metazoa; Arthropoda; Ostracoda; Podocopida; Cyprididae
Source: the annotation of a GenBank genome assembly
AUGCGAGGCGGAAAGAAUUCCCGGGGUCGAUGUCCGGAUCAUGAAUCACCGGCGCAUAACUGCUACACCGCUGGUUUUAUGGCAUCGGUGAAAGGAGCCGAGAGAAAUCGAGUGCAAGCUGGCGUGGAAACGCGAAACAAGUUGCAUUCCUUGGAUAAGGACUUGUUCGAUCAUUUGGAGGGCUUGCAGGAGUUGAUCCUGAACGACAACGAUUUGCAGGAAAUAGACGCUCAAACUACCGCGGCCAUUUCGUCCAUCACGGCCCUCGAGUCCCUGAGCCUCGCUGAAACCGGGCUCACGGACCUGCCUCAGGGCGUCUUCAACUCCCUGAUCCAAUUGACCUGGAUGAACCUCGCGAACAAUGAGUUUGAGACCGUGCCGACCAAAGCCAUCGGUUCCGCAAGAAACCUUCGAGACCUCAAUCUCAACGGGAACCCCAUCCGGGAGCUCAACCAACAGAGCUUCGUCGGGAUGAGUGAACUCACUGCCCUGAACAUCAGUGCCAUGCCCGAACUGACCGUGAUACGCCGAGAGACUUUUGCGCCACUGCGGAAGCUGCACUCUUUGCGAUGUUCAAACAACAACAAGUUGACCUCGAUCGACCCUUUCGCUUUUGAAGGGAUCGCCGAUUCUCGAAACGAGUAUCCCAUUCGAGAGAUAAAGAUAACAGACCUCAUUGAUACCUUUGAUAACUUUCGUAAACUGAUAAGUGCCCGCGGACCGGCAAAAAACUUCUGCGCACCAGCGCCGGUCCGCGGACCACCGGUUGGGGAACACUGCUUUAUACGACUCUCAUGCAACGCUCUUUAG